This is a messenger RNA of Prorocentrum cordatum, 891 nucleotides long. Lineage: Eukaryota; Dinophyceae; Prorocentrales; Prorocentraceae. The record is from the annotation of a GenBank genome assembly.
AUGCUGGCCUUCGCGUCGCUCGUCAUGACGGCGUGGGUCUUCUCCAGGGAGCGCGGCGUAAGGCCGUUCCCAAGUUUGCCGGCGGACCUCGGGGCCGGGUCCCGGGCGGCCCUGCCCGGCAAGGCCGCGGACGCGGUGCCCUUUGGGCGCUCCGGGCUCACGGCGCUGCUGCUGGCCUGCUGCUCCCCUGCGCUCGGCGCGAGGCCGUGGUGCGCCUGGCUCCUGGCGGCCAGCUGCGGCGCGCUGCUCGCCCUGCGGGGGGGCCGCCUGCUGUCGUGGCCCGUGGCGUUCUGCGCGGGCGCGCCGCACGCGCUGGAGAUGGACGCGGCCUGGUGGCUGAAGGAGCCCAGGAGAGCGUGGCGCUGGUGGCUCCUCGACGGCCUGCCCUCGGCGCCUCGGCUCUUCCAGCAGGCGCUGCGCGAGGCGCCGCACCUGGAGCCCCUGCGCCGGGCCGGGCUGCUCGCCCCGCAGGGCGCGGGCGGCCAGGCCGCCCCGCGCGAGCAGCCGCCGUUGGACCUCCGCUAUGGGCUCGAGGUGUGGAGCCCGCGGGAGCAGGCGUGGCUGCGGGCGCGCGUCGCGAAGGAGAGCGGCAACUGGGUCACGGUCAGGUACCGCCUGUCAGAUGGACAGGAGGUGGAGCAGGAGCUCCACAGGGACAACAAGCAGCUGCGUACCAUCGGCCGCGCCAAGCGGCUCCUGCUGGCGGCGCUGACCAGGCUCUGCGACCUCGUCCUGCCAGAAGCCGGCCCGGCGCCGGGCGGCGACCAGGGCAGCGGCAGCACCGAGGGCUCUUGGGAGUGCCGCGCCUGCGGCUCCAUCACCUGGAACGCGCUGCCAGCCUGCCAGGGGUGCGGCGCGGUACGAAGCGCGGCGGUGCUCUUCCCCGAACGC